This is a messenger RNA of Cetraspora pellucida, 1103 nucleotides long. The record is from the annotation of a GenBank genome assembly. NCBI's taxonomy places the organism in Eukaryota, Fungi, Glomeromycota, Glomeromycetes, Diversisporales, Gigasporaceae.
UUUGUGACGAACUAGAUGCACCUAAAGAAGAAAUUAUUACAACAAUUCAACCAAAACUUACAAAUAAAAAGCUUCAAUUACCCAAUCUUCCAUCAAUUCUUUCAACUGCUAUUAACCUAUCAUACCUUAAGAAAGCUGCACCUAAACAUGAAAGUGUAUGGAAAGAUAAACAUGAUAAAGCUCGUAAAUAUCUAUCAGACCAAAUAGGAGAUGAAGAUGCCGAGAAAGAACUUUUAGACUGCGCAGACGAUUAUGUAAUUGAUAAUUGUAUUAAGAAGGUGAUUAAAGAUAAAAAGAGAAUUGCAGUCGCAACGGUACAAGAGUCUGCCACACCUGAAAAAUGCGAUGACAUAGUGUCUAAGCAAAAUAAUGAUGGAUCUUUUGAAGUUAGCGAAACAAUUUGUAAAGAAAUAGACGUCCCAGUUACCAAUGUAGUAACUGAAGUGAAAAAAUGUACACAAAAUCCAAAACUUAGAUCUCCAAAAUCAGAACCAUGGUGGAAGACAGCACUCGCUACUAGCUACCUUAAUAUCGCCGCACCACAUCAUAAAAAACAAUGGGAAGAUAAACAUGAUAAAGCUCGUAAAUACCUUUCUGAUCAAAUUGGAGAUGCUGAUGCUGAAAAAGAAUUGUUAGAUUGCACUGAUAAAUAUAUCAUUGAAAACAUUACUAAAAAGGUUGACAAAGAUCAUAAGAAAGAAGCUGCAAUUGCUGUUGUUCAAGAAUCAGCUUCUCCAGAUAAACAUAAAGAAAUUGUAUCUAAACAAAAAGACGAUGGCAGCAUUGAAAUUGAUGAUUCAGUAUGUAAGGAAUUGCAUGCUCCUAAAGAAGAAAUUAUUGAUACAAUUAAAGAGAACAUUACUAAUCCGAAACUCAAAUUACCCGAGUUUUCAUCAAGUCUUGCAACUGCUAUUAACCUCUCAUACCUAAAAAAUGCAGCGGAUAAAUAUAAAGGUGAUUGGGUAGAUAACUAUAACAAAGCUCGUGACUACCUUUCCAAACAAAUUGGUGACGCUGAUGCUGAAAAAGAAUUAUUGGAUUGCGCUGACGAGUAUGUAGUCGAUAAAACUACAGAUAAAGUGAUUAAGGAAAAGAAACGAGAU